GAAUCAAUGGAGCAGAACGAGGCGACCGACAUCAACAAACUCUGCGCUUCGGUCCCGGAUGACUUGGAAAAAAUCAUUCGGGAAUAUCCCGAAAUUUUCCCCGACGACUUGCCAAGUGGAUUGCCACCCGAACGACCCCAGGACCACAAAAUCGAGGUGGAGCCCGGUGCGCAGCCUACUGUACGAACUCAAUGGCGCAUGACUCAGCCGAAGCUACACGAAUUACGCAACCAGCUGGACUACCUGAUGGCAAAAGGGUUUUUUCGGCCGAGCACGUCCCCGUUCGUAGCGCCGAUUCUGUUCACCCCAAAGAAGGACGGCGUACUUCGCAUGUGUAUGGAUUAUCGUGCCCUUAAUCGGGUAACGAUAAAAUCGGGCUACCCAAUCCCAUGCACGGACGAGCUGAUUGACAACCUUCACAGAGCUUGCUAUUUUUUGAAGAUCGAUCUUCGUGGCGGUUACCAUCAAAUUCGGGUGUUCGCUGACGACUGCCACAAGACCGCAAUCUAUCGACGACAACCAUAAUAAAACCGCUGCAACACCUUCGG
Closterium sp. NIES-67 is the source of this 548-nucleotide messenger RNA. The record is from the annotation of a GenBank genome assembly. Lineage: Eukaryota; Viridiplantae; Streptophyta; Zygnematophyceae; Desmidiales; Closteriaceae.